GUAACUGUGACGUCACACUCUCGCGAGAUUAGACUUGGGGCGCCCAGCUAUAGCUGUCCGGCUGCGGCAGGAGCCAAGGGAUUGAAUCCUAUCGGCAUUACGGAAUGUUUAAGCAGCGAUCCGGGACUGCGGGCUGUGUUAAGAAAAUCGGGACUGCAAUGGAUCCUGUAUCCGCUGCAGGUCCAUUGCAAUGCACCAUCGGUUUUCCCAACAAAAACAGAGUCGCAAUUUUAGCAGAACUAGACAAAGAGAAACGGAAAUUACUUCUACAAAAUCAGACUUCUACCAACAACCCAGGAGCCAGUAUAGCUCUUACAAGGCCUAAUAUGAACAAGGAUUUCCGUGACCAUGCAGAGCAACAACACAUAGCAGCCCAGCAAAAAGCUGCUCUACAACAUGCACAUGCACAUUCAUCUGGAUAUUUUAUAACCCAGGACUCUGCUUUUGGGAACCUGAUCCUCCCAGUCAUUCCUCGUCUUGAAGCUGAGUAGCUACAAGCAAAACAUAUUUUCUAAGAACUACACAAUAUGCUGCUGUAUGCGAAACAAGGACACGCUACUUCUGUGUAUUUGUAGAUACCUUUUGCAUUUUUUUAUUUUUUAUCAUAUAUGAUA
Messenger RNA from Xenopus tropicalis (tropical clawed frog), 614 nucleotides. RefSeq names its product INTS3 and NABP interacting protein (gene inip). The coding region runs from base 105 to 491 and encodes 128 amino acids. NCBI's taxonomy places the organism in Eukaryota, Metazoa, Chordata, Amphibia, Anura, Pipidae. The record is from RefSeq and is a predicted model, not a curated record. The transcript is spliced from 4 exons. Gene Ontology annotation, cellular component: nucleus; SOSS complex. Gene Ontology annotation, biological process: DNA repair; DNA damage response; response to ionizing radiation.